Messenger RNA from Anthostomella pinea, 5520 nucleotides. Lineage: Eukaryota; Fungi; Ascomycota; Sordariomycetes; Xylariales; Xylariaceae. The record is from the annotation of a GenBank genome assembly.
AUGAGUACGGCCUACACCAACGUGAAUGGGAUCUCUGUGCCCAAAGAGCCCGACAGGACUCUGAACGUUGUUCAGACUAUGGUGAAGGUGCUCAAGGAUAUCGAGAACAAGUUCGACCAGUUCGUCGCGGCACACGACGAACUCGACGGCAAAUCUAAGGUGACAGCCAGAGUCUUCCGAAAGCUGAUCGACCUGCACUAUAGCCGCGUGAAUAGCCACUGCACGAACCUCUCGCAGGUGCUCCAGCACGCAUCGCUCGAGCAGCCGCUUCUUGGCGCCAAGGACCAGGCGCUGAGAGAUGAUUUGCAGGCCAUCUCGAGCCAUGGUGCACCUUUAGAGCGGCAGUACCAGCAGCUCCUGACGAAGAUUGGCCAGACGGUGCGCUGCUCAUCUCGCAUCGACUGGAGGAGACAGCCCAAGGAUGAUGUCGAUCACCACACGUGGCUACAGCGGAAACUACGCGAACUUGGUGGUGGUAGCCCAGACUUGACGGGGAUCGCGCGAGAAGUACGGUCGGUGCACGAUAUCCUCGGCAGGGAGGCCAAGAAGGUCCCGGCUAUACGUCAGAAAACCACCAAAUCAGUUGGCAGCCCCCCAACGGCAGGUGGACUAUCGCCGUCGCCAUUGUUUCGCACCACGGCCGGUAAGGGCUGGCCGGUCGGACCGAAACCCGAAUUUACCAUCAAGAACCUCAUGAAGGACCAUGACUCCGAAUGGGAGGCAGUCGAGCCAUCGGCGCAUUCCAGCCGUAAGCGAAAGCAUAUCAAGAGAGCCACUAGAGUUCGGCCCCGGAAGAGGGCCAAGAAGGCAGCCAAGGCCGGCGACUGGCAUGGCAAAGAUAGCGAAAAGCUCUAUGUCAACAAGAAACUCAACGACAUUAUAGCGGAGUACGAGAAGUAUCUCAGAGAGAACCCAGAGUGUUGCAAUGACCAGAAAGGCCAUUUUAAUAAGAUGGAAGGGUUCUUGGAUCAAGCCCUCAAGUCUAUCGGUUUUGGGAAGCACAAGACUCACCUCACGGAGCUGAAGACGGUUGGGCCCGGGGCGGUCGAUGUGGGCUUCCUCGACUUUGAUUUCAGGCCUUCGAGCUCCCCGACCUUCUUGAAUGCCGCGGCACGUGCACAAAAAGAAGGCAAAUCGAUGCUGAACCUCAACUUCCCAGUUGGAGACCCCAAUGUUUUGCAUUAUGGGUUCAACUACUACAAGGAGAGUGUUCUGAAAGGUGGCUUGACCACCGACGAGAAGAGAAAUCUUUCAACUCCGGAUGUUGCUACCCCCAAAACCUCCGGUGGUGCGCCCGGGCCGGACGGCGGCGGAGUUGCUGGGUUUGAUGCCAAAAAGGCGGAAGCAACGAGACUGGUAGUGGCAGAGGAGAGGUAUUUUAAGUGGUCGAACCCAGCGGAACUCUGGGAGCAAAUCCAUAAAGAUUCCACCGUGCCCAAGUCUAAAGCACAGGUUCAAAGAUAUCCAGACGCCGACUGGCCCCUCAUGAACCCAGACGAUGAUCUGACAGACAAACCAAGGAAACACUAUCAAAAUCAACUGGGCACAAUAUACGAGCAUCAUAAAACGAGUCUCAACGACAUAAAAAACCAGGCGGAUGUACAGGAACUCAAGGACCAAGCACAACGCUUGGUCGGGGAUGUCGACAAACAGAUGUCUCGAGUGAAGCGCUGGCUUAGAGACGGCGAUGGCCAUUUCUUCCCCACAUAUUGCGAAGGAGAUAAAGAAGGAGAACCAACGCCUCGACUCGGCGAGAACCCGGCACCCGAACUCAAAGUCACAAGGUUUGACGGUUCGCACAAAGAGCAUUUCGCGAUUCUCUUCAAUGGCGUCUUCAAAAUCCGGAUCUGGCAAACGAUGCGGCUUGUCAUACUCAACAAACUAUACAAGUUGGGCGAAGCUAAACUGGUAGAGCUGGUGCGAGCUGAGAGAGACAAACUGGAAGGGUGGUGGUACCACGAAGAGGUCUGGGGGGAAUACGACGACAAUCGUCACAUUGCACUAAAGAAGUCAAAGAACUAUAAGAGACUUGUGAACCGCCACACCACACGCAAAAGAAUGCAGAAAUUAUGGAGUGAAAGAAUGAAGAGACUGGGAGAGGUCAUCGAGGAGCUGGAGGCGACCCCGGACAAGUUCGAUGCGGUAUUAAUACAGAACGAGGCAGCGGCGAAGGCAGCAGCGGAGAAGGCAGCGGCGGAGGCGGCAGCGGCAGAGGCGGCAAGAAGAGCUGAACUUCUCAAGGCAGGAGUUACAGCGUCGACAAAUGGUAAACCAUCAUCAGCACGCCCUAGUCCUCCUCCUCCUCCCCCUAGUAGCAGUCCGCCAUGCCUGCCAACUCCCCCAACUCCCCCAAGCGACGAUGAAUCUUCACCAGACGAUGAUGACGUUAGGCGUGACGGUUCUCCAGAUCCCGGUCCUGAUACCUCAGAUGGUGAAAACAGUGAUGGAAAUGAGGAUGGUACAAAGGGCCAAAGUGGUCCAGCCAAACCAUCAGAAACACUGAGGUUGCUAGCAGGUUUCAGGAGAGUGCGCGACUCGGCGCAGCAGAAAGCGAGCAGAGCCAAAGAGCGCAACGACAAAUUGGACGACGGCGACCCGGGUAACGAACAUCUGAUCCAGGCCAACAACCAGGUAAUAAUGUCGGCCAACCAGUCCAUUUGGGGCAUGGACUGCGAGAUCCAUGCAUUAGAGCAGGGUAGCGUCCCCGACGCGACCAAGAAACCCCAAUGGACGCCCCCGGAAGAUACCUACUACUGGAGAAACACCAAGCCGAUCCGGAAGAAGCAGGAUCCGCCCCUCGACAUCGUCAGCCUUGGCCCCGGCCCCAUCCCCGGCGAGCACCCGACACCCACGUCCACAAGGGUCCUAGUCGGUGCUCCGCCUGGCUUCGGCUAUGACCCCCCUAAGAAGCCUUCUGCCUUCACGCUCAGUGACAUCACAGGCGUUACGGGUACCUUUGGCACCUCGCCGGAACCGUCUCCUUCACCUACACGGCCGACUGAUGUUUGGAAGAAUCUUCUUAAAGAUCCACAGGGAUUUAGGCAGACUCUCUCAUCAACGGACAGGGCAGACGAGGUCAAGUGGAGAUACGCUUACGCCCAGAAACUGGAAAAGGAACUCAAGCUCGCAAAAAGUACCCAGGUUCCGGUUCCGGGGGUGAGAAACCAGAUGCUGGAUGACGCCCGCUUUUGGAACAAAAUAGACAUGUUAGAGCUCCGCGACAACAUGGGCGCGACAGAAUCAAGCAAGAAGAAGCCGAACCCGCUGCCGGCCAUCAGAGGGUGGGCUGGUGUCAAUGAUGACGCGAAGAACCUCAGCUACGACGAGUUCCUCAUUCGGAACCUGCGGGUUCUUCGUGAGAGUCUACCGAAGGGAGAGAAACUGAUCCCCGACGACGAGUGGGUGCGGAUCUUGGCGGCUGCGUCGUUGUAUUCGACCCGUUUGCAACAAGAUAGGCUUGAUGACUCCGACCCGUGGAGGACCGAGGCUGGGGCUGUAGGGGAGAUUCAACGGCUGCUGGACGUAGCCAACAAGGAUUAUCCCCUCACUAAUGCUGAGCAACGCCAAGGAAACAGAUUCGUUGUCAUUGGCGACGUGGCGCUUCACUUUCUAAAUCGUUACUCGCAGAACUACCUUAGACCUUUGCGCAUGCCCAAACGUCCAACCGGCCCAGUGGCCCCUGACUCCAAACCGACCACCGAAAAGACCACCAAGAAACCCCAACCAACAACGGGGCUAUCACAGGACAAGAACGGGGAUUGGUGGAGCACGAAUUGGACGCUCGCGCAGUUGGCAGACUUCGAUGCCUGGAAAGACUCGCUACAGGGCUCCGUAGGUAUUGUAUUCCUCCACGAUCGGUGGAUUUCAUCUUUCUGCAUCGCGUAUUUCGAGGCCAACAUAGCAGCCGGGAGGCCGGUGCACAAGAGUUUCGAAGAUGUGCUCAAGGAGAACUGGAAGACGACGUACGAAUGCUUCGAGAGCGAACGAGCAAAGGACAAAGGAGCACCCGAGCCGUAUAAAGCUGCCCGGGAUGAGUUCGUCAAGAAGAACAUCGCAGUCGCCACCAGUCGUUUAGGCAAAGACAUCUUGGAGGUGGUUAAGCCUCUUCGCUCCACGACGCCAGCGGACAGCACCGGCCCGCCGGCCAACCCUCUGGAGCAGCUGCUGGGCGAGGUGCGGUCACUAUAUGAUGAUGCAAUUUUCGCUAUCUACAGCGAGGCCAUCCAAGAACGCCAAGUGGAAUCCGAGGAGGAGCCCGAUGUCCGAACGGAGCUGGCUCCAUAUUUCGAGUAUUAUUGGGAGGCUACUAUCGAGCCUUUUGUAAAGAAGGCAUUUUACUCGAAAGAUCCUAAAGAAACCCAGGGUCUCCUCGGCAGGACAGGAAAAUAUUUUGCUAGCCAGACGCAAUUCAAAGAAGUGGACAGCCGGGUCAGAAUAGCCAGACUCAGAACAUCUCUGGAUAAACAGGCCACAGAGGAUGUACAGAAGACGUUCACCGGAGAUAAAACCAUCGGCGACGGUGCGCGGGGGUCUGCCGUGGAUAUCAUGGUGGACCUCAUCAUGAAAGACAUGGGGAAAGCAGUCGAGGACUUUGUUCGCGGACAAGGAGAUGACGUGCUAAAGGGAAAAGCCUUCGCGCAGACUUACGCGAAAGUGCUCGAGGACGUCAUGACCAAGCGUACGAAAAUUAUCAAGGACGAGCAGGACAAGCUCGCCGUGGACGCCAACCAACAGGCUGCCGAGAUCAAGAAACUCGAGGAGGAGCGCAAAAAGAAGGAGGCCGAAGCGCAACGCAAGGAGGAUGCCGAAAAGAAACAGUUCGAGCUCAACACGAGGAAAUAUGCCGAUAGACAAAUAACAGAUCAGAUCGGCAUUGCGGUCAAGAACAACGAGCUCCCGGUCUAUGUGCAGGCUCCCCUCCAGGGUGUCCUUACAUCAUACCUGGAGAGGUUUCUCAGCAACUAUACGGUCAGCCAAGGCACCGCCAACACCAACAGGGCGACCUACUACACGAUCGACGGAAGUAUACGCGUCGUCAUCCACGCCUUCGAGGAAGUGAAGAAGCGGGUGCAGAAGACCGUCGUCGACGGCAAACUGGGCGCCGCCGUGGCGGAGGCAAAGAAUAAAGACGUCCUACUGGCCGUCCUGAACAACUUCAUCUCCGACCAGCCCGUCUUAGAUCUGCCCACGGUCCAGUCCGACAUGGAAGACCACAUCGACUACGAGGUCAAGAAGACCAGCCGGGCGUGGCGGAAAGAGCAGAACAUCGCGAUCGAGUCCGAGGGCCAAAGCGAAAGCGAAGACGAUGACGCGGGCAUUCAGGGGUCCGACGGCUGGCCGGAUUUCAAGCAACUCUUCAACAGCUGGUACACGGCGAAGCUUGCCGAUGUUGUCCUUUCGCCGCUGCCUGUUCGGGAGCCUGCUGUGCAUCUUAAGAAACCGAUCCAUCCCGGGAAGGCGGGCUUCCCGUCGCCCCGUUGGAUUAUGGGCGACAAGGGCAAGUGGGUUGCCGAGCUGUAG